GCGCGGCGCCCGCAGUGGAGUCCAUCCAAUGUUGGACUGGAGCUGGGAAUUGUUCUCCUACGAGACUCGAGUAACGAAAGUAACGAGAGAGCCCGAAGCGUUACGGCUGCUCAGACCGGGCUCGCUCUUUCCUCCCGUCUGCUUCCUUUCCUUCUUUCCGUCUUCUUCCUAAAGUGCCCUCGCUCUCACGCCUUUGCGAUUCGAGAGAUCCAUCCUCGCUCGCUAUUAGCCUCGCGCUUUUGCACAGGCCACCGUGCAGCAUUAAGACGGGAUGGCGGGAGGAAGAGGGAUGCUGCGAAAAAGAAGAGGGCCGGGAAGGAGGGGCGCCUGCACCUUGCGACCCAAGGUACCGUGCACAGAGGGCCAGAAGACACGGUCACCGCCUGGAAUUCCCCGUCUUUUUGCACAGCUUGCUGCAGAGAUAAGGAGCAUCCGCACCUGGUCGCACGACGAGGCGCAAGCACGGCCCAAGGCACGUUCGAAGCCAUGAUCCUGCAGUAUGUACCUACUUGCUUGUAUUACCCUCAGAUACGUCCUCACUGCCGCACAUUUGACGUCCAGAUAUCCUCAACACUUACAGAGCAUUACUGCCAUAUUGCACGUGCUGCGUAUCAAUUCAUUGCCAAGGUUAUUGCCCGAGUUCUCAAAGCAACAUCGUACCGAAAUGGUACAUCUGGAUACUAUGGUACGACAUGGCCGGAGGGCCUGCGUACAGCGCGCGCAGCUCACUUUUGCAUCCCAGUAACACCUCACAGUGACCCAACAGAGCAACCUCACCCUGCAGGCGCCAUGCAGCAAAGGCUACGACGGAUACGCAUCACAAAGCACUGGGCUCUCUCUCAUCUCGUCCCAUCAUCACGAGCAACCAAACGUCGUUAG
Colletotrichum paranaense is the source of this 879-nucleotide messenger RNA. RefSeq lists its product as uncharacterized. The record is from RefSeq and is a predicted model, not a curated record. Lineage: Eukaryota; Fungi; Ascomycota; Sordariomycetes; Glomerellales; Glomerellaceae. The annotation marks the transcript as partial. The transcript has 2 exons.